This is a messenger RNA of Protopolystoma xenopodis, 321 nucleotides long. The record is from the annotation of a GenBank genome assembly. Lineage: Eukaryota; Metazoa; Platyhelminthes; Monogenea; Polystomatidea; Polystomatidae.
AUGUAUGGUGACUAUUCUUCUCUAUACGCUGAACCUGCAAUUGAUCCAUCUUCUUACUUUGUUUUCUCUGGUACAUUAAAUCCAAUGGAGGAAUAUGCUAUUAUUCCAUCAAUUAUCACUAAAGCCAAGCUUAAUGCUUCUUGCCAGCCAUUAAUUUCAAUUCAUUGCCAGCCUAAUAAAAUUUCUCCAUCCGAGAAGCUGCGUAUAUUCCAUCAUUUGAAUAAUUCUUCUAAAGGGGAUGGGCAUGUUCAACAUGCUAAUGCUCGUCAUACUCACUUGGACAGUUCCACUAGCGACAUCAGUCUUUUGAAUUCAGGUUAG